Pan troglodytes (chimpanzee) is the source of this 1071-nucleotide messenger RNA. RefSeq names its product atonal bHLH transcription factor 1 (gene ATOH1). Gene Ontology annotation, biological process: sensory organ development; axon development; positive regulation of transcription by RNA polymerase II. Gene Ontology annotation, cellular component: nucleus. The coding region runs from base 1 to 1071 and encodes 356 amino acids. The record is from RefSeq and is marked provisional. Gene Ontology annotation, molecular function: protein dimerization activity; E-box binding; DNA-binding transcription factor activity, RNA polymerase II-specific. The transcript has a single exon. Lineage: Eukaryota; Metazoa; Chordata; Mammalia; Primates; Hominidae.
AUGUCCCGCCUGCUGCAUGCAGAAGAGUGGGCUGAAGUGAAGGAGUUGGGAGACCACCAUCGCCAGCCCCAGCCGCAUCAUCUCCCGCAACCGCCGCCGCCGCCGCCGCCGCAGCCACCUGCAACUUUGCAGGCGAGAGAGCAUCCCGUCUACCCGCCUGAGCUGUCCCUCCUGGACAGCACCGACCCACGCGCCUGGCUGGCUCCCACUUUGCAGGGCAUCUGCACGGCACGCGCCGCCCAGUAUUUGCUACAUUCCCCGGAGCUGAGUGCCUCAGAGGCCGCUGCGCCCCGGGACGAGGUGGACGGCCGGGGGGAGCUGGUAAGGAGGAGCAGCGGCGGUGCCAGCAGCAGCAAGAGCCCCGGGCCGGUGAAAGUGCGGGAACAGCUGUGCAAGCUGAAAGGCGGGGUGGUGGUAGACGAGCUGGGCUGCAGCCGCCAACGGGCCCCUUCCAGCAAACAGGUGAAUGGGGUGCAGAAGCAGAGACGGCUAGCAGCCAACGCCAGGGAGCGGCGCAGGAUGCAUGGGCUGAACCACGCCUUCGACCAGCUGCGCAAUGUUAUCCCGUCGUUCAACAACGACAAGAAGCUGUCCAAAUAUGAGACCCUGCAGAUGGCCCAAAUCUACAUCAACGCCUUGUCCGAGCUGCUACAAACGCCCAGCGGAGGGGAACAGCCACCGCCGCCUCCAGCCUCCUGCAAAAGCGACCACCACCACCUUCGCACCGCGGCCUCCUAUGAAGGGGGCGCGGGCAACGCGACCGCAGCUGGGGCUCAGCAGGCUUCCGGAGGGAGCCAGCGGCCGACCCCGCCCGGGAGUUGCCGGACUCGCUUCUCAGCCCCAGCUUCUGCGGGAGGGUACUCGGUGCAGCUGGACGCUCUGCACUUCUCGACUUUCGAGGACAGCGCCCUGACAGCGAUGAUGGCGCAAAAGAAUUUGUCUCCUUCUCUCCCCGGGAGCAUCUUGCAGCCAGUGCAGGAGGAAAACAGCAAAACUUCGCCUCGGUCCCACAGAAGCGACGGGGAAUUUUCCCCCCAUUCCCAUUACAGUGACUCGGAUGAGGCAAGUUAG